AUGCGCCCCUUGAUGGACGCGCAGGACGCAGCAACAGGGGGCAAUGGCUGCCCACAGGUGCCCCUCUCUGCCGAGUCUGCAGCAUUCCAGGUGGAGGCGCCGCCAAUUCGCCCGCGGGACCGAGUCCCACCGCUGGAUGGCUCUGAGGGGAAAUGCUUGCCCAGGGGGACAGUGGUCCUUAAGGGUGGGUGGGGCGGUUGCAGGGUGCCUGGCGAAUGCGCUCCUCUUGCCUCUGUAGCCAAGGCCUCUGCCUCGCUGGCCGGCCCCCUGGCCCCCCUGAACCGCCGCAAGGCGCAGAACCCGCCCACACUGACCAUGGUGAUGGAGGUGGUGAAGACCCUGAAUGAGCGCAAGGGGGUCUCUGUCGUGGCCAUAAAGCGUGUUACGGAAAUUACGGGGGGGGGGGCAUCUUUAAAGUUAAAUAUUACAAAUAUUAUGCCUGAAUAUAUCUGUCAAGGCUGCCUCAAGUCUUAGCUCACAAAAGACCAACGCCUACGUCUUCUUGAAUACACAGGUGUUUAUUGCAGUUCAUGGUUUGCUUGACAUCUUAGGCGCGCAGCCUUACGUCUCUUACGCUAGACCGCCGAAGUCCCGUCUGAGUCAGUCCCUCCUCUGCACCAAUUUAAGAGACUUGCGCUGCUCCACCUCUUUCUCUCCUUCCUUUUCCGCAGGGUCUUUCUGCCCCCUGGGGUUUGCCCCUUACUGGAUUCCUCUGACGCGGAAUCAGACUGCUGCUCCCCCUCCUGCGGGCUUUGGGACCUGGCCCCUCCUCCGGGCUCCCUGCACUUCCGCGCGCCUCUACAUUUGAACUAGGCGCGCGCGCCAAACCUCUAACUUUCCUUUUGACAGUUACACUGCUCCCUUCACUGCUCCCUCCCCUUCCGGGAGGGCUGCUUGCUCUGACCCCCCUCCUCUCUCUGCUGCUGGAGCUCCUUCCUCUGACACACUGGAAACUCCACCCCCUUCGCUGCACUUUGGUGGGGAGGCUGGUCCUGACGCCCAGCUGCCACUUUGGGAUCCUCCGCUGGCACCCUGCUCCUGACAUUUCCCCUGGGGCUCCCUGGCCCUGACCACCGGCGCCCCUUCUGGGAAUCCUCUGAUUCGCUGGAAAGACUCAUGGAAUCCCUUGAGUCAUUGUCGUCCUCUUCCUCGCUGGCUUGGAAUUCCUCCCCUUCGCUCUCCAUCUCCUGCCUACCCUGUGCCUCUCUCUCUGAACCCCUGACAAUAUCCUUCCAACUUGACAGCUCAGGGAAGUCACCUAGCUUUAAAAAUAAUAUACAGUAAAAUCAUCUCCUUUCCCAGUUCCCCCCAUUCCAAAGUUAUUUUCCCCUUGCAAAAGGACUCCAGGAAGUUCUCAAAGGUGACAACUGCUGGGCUCAUUGUUAGCCAAAGGAAGGCAAAUCUCAUCACCUGACUCGCCUCAGGCUCCAGACAUGCAAAGGAACUUCUAUUGUACUUUUGGGUGGUGGGUACUUAAGACAUAUUUGUCUAUGCUAAUCUUAUACCUGAGUCUUGCCCUCUCAUCUCUGCUUAUGCUAAUCUUGUACCAAGGACUUGUCUGGACAUGUUUGCCAAGGUUAAGCCCUCCCCUUCGAACUGUAUUCUGGGAUGUGGUGGGAAAGUUUUAAAAGUCUUUGUCACCCCAUCCUCGGGGUUCAAAUUUGCUUUUGAACCUAUUGCGCAAUCAACUUUGGUCUACAGCUAUUUGCUGCGGUUGGCUGGACUCCUUCCUUUAUUCUGCAGGGUCCCGCGGGCUCUGCCCGGCCAGCUGGGGGACGGAGCAGCCUUGCACCUCGAUUUUCCCCUAACAAGCGCUGCAUCCUGGGCACCUACCCCGGCGUGGAGCCCAUCCGCCUGAAGUACAGCCUGAAGGUGGCCCUGGCCAGAGGCCUGGAAAGGGGCUGGCUCAUCCGGCCACAAAACUCUUCCGCCCUGGGGGCCACAGGGAGAUUCAAGGUGAGGCGAAGGGGCUGGAGGGGUGGUAUCUGGUGAGGGACAUGUCCUGCUCCUUCUGAGCCCCCCCCCCCCUGCACUCAGCUCCCGCCUUUUAGAAGCUGCCAGCAGGCGACAGCGGCCACAAUCCCAGGAUGGCUUCGACUGGCCAGCUGAACCAGCUGAUGGGAGCUGAGGGAUCUCUGACCCUCAGUGAGUUUGGGGCUUCCCUUGCAUGUGAAGACAGGCUCCUGCUAGCUAGGGAUGAUGGGAGUUGUAGUCCAACAGCAGGAGACCCAGGUUUGGGAAACACAGAUUUAGAGCCAAACAUCUCUGUGGAAUCUGCCCUGAGAGCUCAGAAAGACCAGAACUCCUGGGGAGAGGGAGCCUUUUCUCUCCCUGCUCUUAAAUGUCCUUUCUUGUGUCCCAAUGCCUCCAGCUGGGCCCAGCGUAUGCCAGGGGGAAGAAGAGCCCGGAAAAGCAUUCGGAUUCGGAUGGGAAAACAGCGCCCACACCGAAGGAAGCGGCCAAGGUUCCUGUGGAGAAAGCGAGGCUGGGAGGUAAGGAGGAAGGGCCACAACCACCCCUGGCUCUGUGGUUGCAGGGGGGCUGGAGGCAAUGGUUGGGGUUCAUCGGUCCUGCUUGUGGGGCAGCUGGUAGACCAGUGACCCUUUGGCUCCCCCCAGCAGCCAGACUCCUCUUAAGCAGGUCUGUUGGGAUAGCAGCACCUCCAGGGCCAGGGCAGUCUACCCCUGAAUGGCAAACCAGUGGCAGGGCUCUUGCACUCACAUGGUUGGCCCUGGGAGAACAGGAGGCUGUACUAGAUGGGCUCUUUUUAUGUUCCUAUGCUGAAAAAUGUGUGGUCUUUACUUCCUUUCUGGAACAAGGAAUCCUGCACUGCUUUUGUACAGUGGAGGCAGUCCACCUCCACAACCCUAUAUUGUGUGAGGAUGGAGGGGGCAGGUCUGAUCCAGCAGCCAGCUUCUUCAGAGGCCCUCAUGGAGCCUCCAGGUCCAGAGGCAGUCUAUCUAGAUUCCUGGGUCCUGAGGGGCAUUGGUCUGCUGUGAGGACAGGAGGCUGGACUGGACUUUGGGCCUGGUCUUGCAGCUGCAGGGCUCUUUUUCCAGGUCUUCCCUGAAGACGGCUGGGAAAGCGGCGCCAGGCUGGUGGGUCGCAAUCCUGCUUCAGGGCGCCUGAGCUGGGUCAGCAGGUGGGUCUCCUGCCCUGAGGAGAGUCCAAAAGCAGCAGCAGCCGUGUUUCUGGGAGGAGCAAGGGCGGCAAACAAGGUCAAAGCUUGGCUCUCCUUCUGGAUGACCAUCUCUCUCUCUCUCUCUCUCUCUCUCUCUCUCUCUCUCUCUCUCCUUGGCUCGGCCAGCCUUUCCGCUCUGGCCACAGACCCCUUGCUUAAGAGGCUGGGCCCCCACCCUGGGCUCCCCCUGCUCAGCUGUGACUUCUGGGGUGUUUUUGCUCCCUCUCCAGCAAUCGCAGAAGGGGAGAAGGAGGAGGCGGGUCCCAGCACAAGUACCAAGGCGAAAGCUAUCAAGGUAAGUCCUGGGUGUCAUUAUUGUUGUUGUUGUUGUUUAUUACUACUGCACCACCCUUCACCUGCAGAACUCAGGGCGGUUUGUCUUCUUUGCUGGGGGCUGCCGCCCCACAGUGCUGAGCUCUGGCCUCUUCUUGUCACCAGCCAACCAGGCAGUGGGGCAGAAGGGGCUGGAGUGGGGGUCACUAAUCCAGCUGAGAACGAGGAAGCCCUUUCUGUCUGGAAUGGGGUCCCUGAGAAGAUGGGGGGCUCUCCUUCCUUGGAGGUUUCUAAGCAGAGCUUGGGCGGGCAUCUGUCAGGGAUGCUUUAUCUGAGAGUCCUGCAUUGCAGGGGCUGGGCUGGAUGACCUCUGGGGACCCCUCCCAACUCUGGUUCUCUAACAGCUGGGCCUCAAAGCCUGCUGAGGUCUUAACUCUCUGCCUCCGCCCCUCCAAGCUGAACCUCUCUCUGCAAGCUCCUUCACACUUUCCUCCAGGGGCUUCCUCUGUCUCCCCACUUAUCUCUGAUUGUUUUUCUUUGCCCUCCUCUGAAUUUCUUCCAAAUUUCUUCCAAAGAGCAGCAUCCAGAACUGGCCUCAGGCCGCCAAGAUGCUGCCAUGGAGCUGCCUCCCUCCUGCACAGUCCAGGUCCCCUUUCAGUCAGAAGGCUUUCCGUCCCGGGGGCCGCACGCCCAUCUGCACAACCUUCCAGGGGCCAGUGGUGGAGGCGAAUGAGUGGCAAAUGUCAGGGCUGCCUUUGGUUAGCAGGUGACGCACACUCACCCCUCCUCGAAAUGAGAGGCAAUUGUCCAAGGGCAAAAGCACUGGCAGAGCCUUUUGAGGGCCAGGCAGUAAGUCAUGGAGGGCCGCAUCUGGUCCUUGAGAGUGUACCCCAUCCCUGGCCUGAAGGAACAAGUGUUUGCAUUUGGAUCUCAGUUUAGCUUGCACCCAAGGAAGUGGGGAACUCCUUCAUUGCUUCUCCAUAGUGUAGUUGGAAGGGGACCCCCAGGGUCAUCCAGUCCACCCCCCUGCAAUGCAGGAAUCUUUGGCUCCGAGAUUCAGAGCCUCAAGGGCCACUGUGGUGACUUGUGUGCAGCAAUAAGGCUGCUGGCACAUUUGCAGAGCUAAGCAGGGUCCAGCAUGGCUUCAAACUGGCAGGGCUGGGUGGCCCUCAGGGUCUCUUCCAACUCUGCCAGUUGAGCCCCUUCUCCUCUCUCUCCUACCUCGCAGGAUCCAGGCAAACCUCCAGCGAAGCCCAAGGCAUGGAAGGAAAGCAAGACGGGGGGCCGAGGAUGA
Podarcis lilfordi (Lilford's wall lizard) is the source of this 4748-nucleotide messenger RNA. Lineage: Eukaryota; Metazoa; Chordata; Lepidosauria; Squamata; Lacertidae. The record is from the annotation of a GenBank genome assembly.